This is a messenger RNA of Trichoderma asperellum CBS 433.97, 1365 nucleotides long. RefSeq lists its product as uncharacterized. The record is from RefSeq and is a predicted model, not a curated record. Gene Ontology annotation, molecular function: triacylglycerol lipase activity. Gene Ontology annotation, biological process: lipid catabolic process. NCBI's taxonomy places the organism in Eukaryota, Fungi, Ascomycota, Sordariomycetes, Hypocreales, Hypocreaceae.
AUGUUUGGAUUUGGUACAGCUCGCACAAUCGCGUGGCUCGCCUUGAUAGCUGCCACUCACGCGGUGCCCCUCGACUUACAAGGGAGAGGAGCUGCCAUACUUCCCAGCAAUGACCCCUUCUACGCCGUGCCUGCAGACGUGGGCAAUUCAGCCCCAGGGACCAUAUUGAAACAUCGUCCGCCACCGGCGCAGAUUGCAGCCUUCGGACUGGCCCCCGUGAACCUCCAGGGCAGCCACCAAAUCCUGUACAGGACCAACGACAACUUUGGAAACGCCACAGCAACCGUCGUCACUGUCUUGAUCCCCCAUAACGCAGACCUAAGCAAGGUCUUGUCCUAUCAGGUAGCCCAAGAUUCGGCCUGCAAGGACUGCGCUCCUUCCUUUGCACUUCAACUCGAAUCAGCUGCUCUAGGAUCUCUAGGCACGCUGGUCACGCAGGCUGAGCUGCUUCUUGUCGAGGCGGCUCUGAAUCGAGGGUGGGUCGUCAUUCUCCCUGACCAUGAGGGUCCAACCGCCGCCUUCUUAGCCAACCGACAGGCUGGCCAAGCAACCCUUGACGGAGUCCGAGCCGCCCUCAGCUCUGGUAGCUUCACUGGUAUUUCCAAGGAUGCUACCGUUGCCUUAUGGGGCUAUUCUGGCGGCAGCCUUGCUUCUGGCUGGGCCGCGGAGCUGCAGCCAACCUAUGCGCCGGAGCUGAAAAUCGCUGGUGCUGCGCUAGGAGGCACCGUGCCCAACAUUACCACCGUUCUCUCGGAGAUUAAUAAGAGUGUUUUUGCUGGCAUCCUCCCCGCUGGCAUCGUCGGCCUGGCGAACCAAUAUCCCCAAAUCAACAGCGUUAUCGAGGAACACGUGCUGCCGCAGUAUCAAUCCCUGUUUAACAAGGUGAGGAACCAGUGCCUCACUGCCGAUCUCACGGAUUUUCUCUUCAAGGAUGUGUUAGGCAUGCUGGAUGACCCAUCUCUGCCCUUUACGCAGCCCGAUCUUUUGAAAAUCCAAAACGACAACGCUCUUGGCCAAGCCAUACCCAAGAUCCCGCUGUACGUUUACAAGUCUACUGAAGACGAGCUGAGCCCAGUCAGUGAGACAGAUGCCUUGGUGAGCAAAUAUUGCGGGGGUGGUACUCCUGUGAAAUACGUCAGAGACAUUCUCUCGGAGCACGGAACUCUUGCCAUCACUGGAGCCGUAAAAGCGUUGGCUUGGUUGAUCGAUGUGCUGGAUGAAGGAGAGGUCCAAAAUAGCUGCUCAACAUCAACUGUUAUAUCGUCGCUACUUGAUCCCAGUACAUUGGAAAUCCUUCCCGGUUUCAUUAUUGAUGCUUUGCUGGAUCUUCUUGGAAACCCAGUCGGGCCUGUAUUGAUAGGAUGA